Molecule: messenger RNA, 2738 nt
Organism: Maylandia zebra (zebra mbuna)
Lineage: Eukaryota; Metazoa; Chordata; Actinopteri; Cichliformes; Cichlidae
Gene: pex16
Product: peroxisomal biogenesis factor 16
Biological process (GO): peroxisome organization
Cellular component (GO): peroxisomal membrane
Source: RefSeq, a predicted model, not a curated record
GCUGUUUGCCAAAAGCAAUGGCAGGCGGAAGAAGAAGAAGAAGAAGAAGCGGACGUUUACGAUAUACUUUUGGAAUAUAGGAAGAAAGCUGAAAUGUCUCACGUUAAGGAGUAUCUGGACAAAGUGACGCGCAUUUAUGAACGCUACACCGAGUAUGUGAGGAGAAACCCAGCUGCCACCGCGCAGCUGGAGAGUACCGUGCGCACUCUCUCUUACCUGCUCGCAGGGAGAUUUACAGAUUCCCAUGAAAUAUCUGAACUAGUGUACUCUGCCUCCAAUCUCCUGGUGCUAUUCAAUGACCACAUUCUGCGCAAAGGGCUGAGAUGUACCUUCCCUGUGUCCAUCUCUCAACAGAGGCUCCUGACGUGGCUGUCUGUGCUGGAGUAUGUGGAGGUCUUCCUGGAGAUGGGGGCCUGUAAGCUGUGGGGUGAAGUUGGACGAUGGCUUGUCAUUGGACUUAUUCAGAUUUUUAAGGCAGUUUUUCGGAUUGUGCUUCUUCUGUGGUACAAAUCUGGCAUCCAGACUUCACCUCCCAUAAUCCCCCUUGACAGAGGUGGAGACUUUGCUGGUGAAGAUGAAAGUAACACAGAGCAGCAGGAAGACACCUGCUUUGUGGGCCAGAGGUCAGGACGAGUCAUUAGGCCGCUCGGCAGUGCUCCCUCGCUGCAGACCCGGCUCUGGGGAGCACAGAGUCACAAAAAGCAAAGGAGCAGCUUAAAGGAAACACUCAACAGCCAACCAACACCUCUGGGGCUCCAAGAGACAAUUGCUGAGUCUGUGUACAUCGGACGACCCCUGGCGCACUUACUCUGCCUUGGACUCUUUGGAAAACAGUCUUGGAAGCCAUGGCUUAUCUCUGGAGUCCUUGAACUAUCCAGCUUCGCUGCGCUCAGCGACAUCAAAUUUCAAAAUCGAUGGGAGAGGGCCGAGAUGAGGAGGAGAGCCUUUCUGUUGUUCUACUACCUUCUGCGUUCCCCCUUCUAUGACAAAUACUCUGAGGAAAAGAUUCUGUUCCUGCUCAGACUUUUGGCUGAUCAUGUUCCAGGAGUCGGGCUUGUGGCACGUCCUCUGAUGGGUUAUCUCCCCACCUGGCAGAAGAUCUACUUCUACAACUGGGGCUAAAACCUGCACUCGGAUCUUUGACGUUUGCUAAUCAGCUGGAGAAACUGCACAAAGGACCCAUCAGUUGCCAGGAUGGAACAGAGACACAGACUCUUGCAAUAAUUCCUCAGAAAUCAGAUAAAAUGAUUGGAAAUGACUGGCCUGCAGUGAGGGACAAAAAUGAAAUCAUUACAGUUAUAAUUAAAAUCCCAGCGCUCAGCAAGUUUUUUGGUACACAAAAUAUGUCCUAAAUCUUUGCAGUGUAGACACACUAUGAGCCUGAUUUAUAGCAGAAUCUCUUUGUGAACUCCGCCCAUCAUUGCACUGCUUUAUCUGUCAAUAACAGAUGAUGUAUUUCAGCAGCUCGCUGCAGAGAGGAAGGUGGACCCAUGUAAAUACAGUGAGCCUACACGUUAUACAGGUUAAAGCAAAGCAUGUCUUCAUAAUACAUGAACUCAACACAAUUGCUCUCAUUUGCUGACAGUCUGCAUGCACAAAUAUAAUUUGUUAUUAUUGUUCUUGCUUUUUGGUAAUUUAUAGAUUUCCAAAUGCUCAAAAUUACAGUUGAAUAACCGACUGGCAGGUUAGUCUGAGGUUAGCUGCAUUUUUUCCUGUUUCUUGUGGUCUUUUUCUUUUUUUCUUAUCAACAUUAAAAUCCCAAAUCUGAAUUAUUCCAGCUUUUUUUUUUUUACCUUUUAGAUUUAAAAACAAACACUGAAGCAACACUUUGGAAGAAAACCACAGAUGAUAAAUUCAGCAGGUUUUUCUUUUUGUGGAAAGCAAAAAAAAGUCAACCCUGUUGUAAUUAGGUGAAAUGUGGAUGAUAAAUUACAUGGAUAGAUAUCAGUUGAACAGUGAUGAAAUUUGAUUAUUUAUAACAUUUGAAUCAAACUGUGUGAUUAAUAGUAACAGUCGGCUAACAAACACUUACGUACGCUAAGGAUGAGCUGAAGCAACAGUAGUUUAGAAACUAUUAUAAGGCUUAGAGCUUGUAAUACAACAGCAUAAACCUUGCAUUGAACAACAGACGUCUGUUCUGGUCAUUCUUCAGAUUUUCCACAAAUAGAAUGGAUUCAUAUCCACAGUAAUCAUGUUCCCACCAAACAACCUCCAGGGCUGGAAGAUGGGAGCUAAAUCACUUGUACCAGAACCAGUUCACUUUAAUUCAGGUUUAUUUAUAUAGCACCAACUCACCUGAGAGUGUUUGAUACUGAAGCACCUACAAUGUUAGACAGUUCAAUCACACAGCUCCCUAUGAGAAAGUGUUGGGUGAGGAAGGAAGUACUCAGUUUUAACUGGAAGACACCAACAGCAGAACCAGGCUGUCCAGUCCAAACUGCAUGUUUACAGCCUGCAGCACAGUUUGAGUUGCUGGACUGAAAUAGGCUGACUUCAAUUUCUUUGCAUUAAAAUCUGUGGGGCGUCCCCACUUUUUUCCCACUUUUGGAUCAUUUUCAUUUCAAGUCUGCUUUUAUAUAAAAAUGUGUGAAUGUUGCACAGAGUAAAAUCUAGUACGGCAGCAACCACAGGUUUGGGUGUUUGUGAGAAAGUUGACGUCAGUGAAAACAAAGCAGAGGUUUUUGAUCUUUAUUAACUGUUUCUUUUUGUAACCUACAAAUAAAUAGCUUUGAAUGUUU